GUUGAUGUUCCCGUUGGUCCUGAGAUGCUCGGCCGUGUCGUCGACGCUCUUGGUAACCCCAUCGAUGGCAAGGGUCCCAUCAACACCAAGGCCAAGAGCCGUGCUCAGCUCAAGGCCCCUGGUAUCUUGCCCCGUCACUCCGUCAACCAGCCCGUCCAGACUGGUCUUAAGUGUGUCGACUCCAUGGUCCCCAUCGGCCGUGGUCAGCGUGAGUUGAUCAUUGGUGACCGUCAGACCGGUAAGACCGCUGUCGCCCUUGACGCUAUCCUCAACCAGAAGCGUUGGAACAACACCUCCAGCGACGAGAGCAAGAAGCUGUACUGUAUCUACGUUGCCGUCGGUCAGAAGCGUUCCACCGUCGCUCAGCUCGUCAAGACCCUUGAGGAGAACGACGCCAUGAAGUACUCCAUCAUCGUCGCUGCCACCGCCUCCGAGGCUGCUCCCCUCCAGUACCUCGCUCCCUUCACUGGUUGCGCCAUGGGUGAGUGGUUCCGUGACAACGGCCGCCACGCCGUUAUCAUCUAUGACGAUCUCUCCAAGCAGGCCGUCGCCUACCGUCAGAUGUCUCUUCUGCUCCGUCGUCCUCCUGGACGUGAGGCCUACCCCGGUGACGUUUUCUACCUCCACUCUCGUCUCCUCGAGCGUGCUGCCAAGAUGAACGACAAGCACGGUGGUGGUUCCCUUACUGCCCUCCCCGUCAUUGAGACCCAGGGUGGUGAUGUGUCUGCCUACAUUCCCACCAACGUCAUUUCCAUCACUGACGGUCAGAUCUUCUUGGAGGCUGAGCUGUUCUACAAGGGUAUCCGCCCUGCCAUUAACGUCGGUCUGUCCGUCUCCCGUGUCGGUUCCGCUGCCCAGGUCAAGGCCAUGAAGCAGGUCGCCGGUUCCCUGAAGCUGUUCUUGGCUCAGUACCGUGAGGUUGCUGCCUUCGCCCAGUUCGGUUCCGAUCUCGAUGCCUCCACCAAGCAGACCCUCAACCGUGGUGAGCGUCUCACCGAGCUUCUCAAGCAGAAGCAGUACUCCCCCAUGUCCGUCCCCGACAUGGUUCCCCUGAUCUUCGCUGGUGUCAACGGUUACCUUGACUCCAUUCCCGUCGCCAAGAUCCUCACCUGGGAGUCCGACUUCCUUGCUCACAUCAAGAGCAACCACCCCGAGAUCCAGGAGACCAUUGAGAAGGAGGGCCAGGUCAGCAAGGACCUUGAGGCUCAGCUCAAGGAGGUCAUUGUCAACUUCAACAAGUCCUUCAACGCAUAGGUGAGCAAAUGGCCUCUGGGUGAUUAGUCCACCGUGUACUGUUUUUAUCCUGACUCUAUCUGUAUAGACAAGAUAGCUUGUACAAUUUGAGACCACUGUUUUAUUUUGUUGUUAAAACCGGGAGCUUCGGAUCGGUCGAACACGGCGCUGGAUGU
Molecule: messenger RNA, 1409 nt
Organism: Aspergillus uvarum CBS 121591
Lineage: Eukaryota; Fungi; Ascomycota; Eurotiomycetes; Eurotiales; Aspergillaceae
Product: F1F0 ATP synthase subunit alpha
Exons: 1
Coding region: 25-1254 (409 amino acids)
Biological process (GO): proton motive force-driven ATP synthesis
Molecular function (GO): ATP binding; proton-transporting ATP synthase activity, rotational mechanism; ADP binding
Source: RefSeq, a predicted model, not a curated record